This is a messenger RNA of Pocillopora damicornis (cauliflower coral), 3377 nucleotides long. RefSeq names its product fibroblast growth factor receptor 4. Gene Ontology annotation, molecular function: protein binding; ATP binding; transmembrane receptor protein tyrosine kinase activity. The record is from RefSeq and is a predicted model, not a curated record. Gene Ontology annotation, cellular component: signaling receptor complex; plasma membrane. Gene Ontology annotation, biological process: positive regulation of kinase activity; multicellular organism development; cell surface receptor protein tyrosine kinase signaling pathway. Lineage: Eukaryota; Metazoa; Cnidaria; Anthozoa; Scleractinia; Pocilloporidae.
AGUCUUUGAAACAAGAUGGAAGUAAUAAUCUUCUGUUGACCGGAAGUUCAUCUCAACGGAAGUUGCCGAUCCUAUGUCACACCCUCUCACCCCCGACAUGACGUCAAGCGGCGUUUGAAUAGAAAUGACAGUCGGCUCGUUCAAGUUUCAGCUUGGAUCGAUCAAGUGGAGUUGUGAUUAUUAGUUCUGCUGAUUCAUCUCGGUAGGAAGAAAGACAAGACUAAUUCUCAGACGUUGGUUUUUAACCUAUUCACCCGGGCGAAUCGAAUUCGUUUUGUUUGCUGAUCGAGCGAGCGGAAAUGGAUUCUGUUUGGAAGAACAUAAGCUUAACGUUACUGAUGACGUGUUUUGUCUUCCAGACAAAGUUUUCAAGUGCUCAGACCCAAAGUUUGAAACCUUACUUCACACAUAAACCCAAGAAUAUAACAGCCAAGUUACAUUCUUCAACAACAGUUGUAAAAUGCUAUGCAACAGGCACACCAAUGCCCUCUGUGAAGUGGGUGAGAUACACUACCAGUGGUGAGACUGUGAUUAGAACUGGAGGCAGAUUUGUUGUGGGUUCUGUCUUUAGAAAUCUCUAUAUCUUCCACCUACAAUGGUCAGAUGCAGGGAAAUAUGGCUGUGUGGCCCAGAAUAAACAUGGAAGAGCUGAAGCCAAUUUUUACAUUACUGUGCAAACAGAAAGUGCACCUAGUUGGAAAAUCAAGCCACGCAAUGUGACAUUGUAUGAAGAUCAAGAAUACACCUUGCCAUGUGAUGCUAUUGCAUUUCCUGAGCCAGCGCAUUCUUGGUCACACAAUGGACAUCUUGUAGUUUCCUCUAAUCCUGUAGUUGUAGGAAACAAUUUAGUUUUUUCCUCUGCAAAGGCUUCCCACUCUGGAUGGUACACCUGUACAGCAUCUAAUUAUCAUGGAUCUAUUUCUUCUUCAGUCUAUGUUGAAGUGGUCUCAGAUCCCUCAGUUGUUAUGCAACCCCAGGAUGUCCCAACUGUUAUUGGAGGGAGUGUGGCAUUAUCCUGUGGUGUUGUUGGCAGUGCCGCAUCAUUUGCGGUUAAGUGGACUCACAAUGGCAGUGAUUUAAGGGAGGAUAAUUCAUUCUCCUUAACAAACACAACUUGGCGCAAUGUAAAGAUAUUUGAGUUGAAAAUUGAUGGAAUAAGACGUCGUCAUACUGGGAAAUAUCGUUGCAUAGUGACUAAUGCCAAAGGAAGUGUAACAAGCAGGAAAUCUAGAGUUUAUUUUUCCAGUUCUGUUAUUCCUUAUAAAGUUGAAGUACCAAGACCAGCAGUAGUUGCUGCAGUUGGUUCUGAUGUUGAGUUGAAAUGUUUCUUCAGUGGAAGCCCAAUACCACAAGUAAUUUGGUACAAAGAUGGAAACAAAGUCACAGACCUAGGAUUUCAAUUUGUCCGUGGUGUAGGGUCAAGAUUUGAAGCCAUUUUAGAAUUAAGCAAUGUCACAAGUUCUGUUUCAGGUCAUUUUGUUUGUGUUGUCAGUGGUGUGGCAGGCACAGCUGAGGGCAACAUAACAUUGUUUGUUGGAGAUGGAAGAGUGCCUGAGGUCAAAUCAUUGCUUCUGUAUAGAGACAUCAGGAAGGGUUCCAACAUAACACUACAGUUCUUUGUAAUGAGUGAAACUGAGCCAGAUGUCACAUGGUAUAAAGAUGGCAAACAGCUCAAAGAUCCUGGAACCAUUAAGCUACAUGCUAAUGGCACAUACAAAGCUGAACUUCUUAUAACUUUGGCGCAGUACAGUCAAAAUGGGGUUUAUGCCUUAAUGGCUCAAAAUCAGUUUGGAACCGGUUCAGCAAAUAUAAUUUUGGCUGUCAAAGGAGCCCCUGAGGCACCCUCUAAUGUCACAGUCAAACAAACAUCUUUCCAAACUAUAUUGGUAUCAUGGCUCCCUGGAUAUGAUGGAGGAGCUGACAUCAACUUCAUUGUAAGAUACAAGAUCAGCAGCUCAGAUGUGUGGACAAGUUCUGGUAAAAUAUCAGGAAAUUUGACAAGUGCCAUGUUGAAUAAGGAAGAGGAAUGGAAUGGUGUAUUUGUUUUCAGUGUGCUAGCUGUCAAUCAGUUUGGAUCCAGUGAAUCCAGUGAAGUUUCAGUAAACUUAAAUGGGGAAGACAGCGGUCCGCAAGCCCGUAAAGACGAAGGUUCAUCAACAGGCGCCAUAUUGGGUGGGGUCAUAGGAGGGGUGUGUGCUGUACUUUUGGUUAUUGUGGUGGUGCUGGUCAUACGUCGUAAAAACAAGAAGAAAAAAGAUCCUGCUCAGCCUCUCCCAGCUGUACAAUACUCUGUGGUGGGAGAAGACCCGUACACUUAUGCGGAUCCCAAUUUCGGCCAAUCCCCUCCAACCCAGAGGUGUGACACGUAUUCUUAUGUCACCAUCAAACCCGAUGCGGCAGCCGCUAUGGCAGCUGGCAGUGAGUAUGCAUCCAUCUCUCGACCAAAGCAGUGGGAAGUACCUAAGAGGAAUGUGCGCCUUGAUAAGAAAUUGGGCUCAGGCCACUUUGGACAAGUCAUGAAGGGUUAUUUGAAGACGAAACGAGGCAUACAAGUUGUAGCCGUAAAGAUGCUAAAAGAAAAUGCUGAUCAGCAACAAAAGAAAGAGUUUCUUGAUGAGUUGGAACUAAUGAAACCCAUGGUACCUCAUCCAAACAUUGUUGGUCUGGUUGGGUGUUGUACUAAAUCAGAUCAGCCUUUCAUAAUCGUAGAGUACUGCUCCUCGGGGAACUUGAAAGAUUUCCUUAUUUCCAGUCACGGCAGUGUUGUUUACGCCAACAUGGCGGGUAAUAGUGUGUCUUUGACGAGCCGUGACCUGAUGUCAUUUGCGUGGCAAGUUGCUCGUGGAAUGAGUUACCUAUCAAGUCUGAAACUUGUUCACAGAGACUUGGCCGCAAGAAACAUUCUGGUAGACAAAGGAAACAUUUGUAAGAUUUCUGACUUUGGUCUAGCCAGAGAUAUUUACGAGAAGAAACAAUACCUAAAGUUAGGAGAGGCAGAAUUACCUCUUCGCUGGAUGGCGUUAGAAUCAAUAUUUAAGGGAAUUACUACCACAGAAAGUGACAUUUGGUCAUAUGGCAUACUUCUGUGGGAGAUUGUCACUUUAGGGGCUAAUCCCUACCCUGGUAUGAACAGAGAUCAAGUGAUAGCUCAGCUGCAUAUUGGUUACAGGAUGCCCAAACCACAAUACUGUUCUGAUGAAGUAUACGCCAUCAUGUGGCAGUGCUGGCAGCAAGAACCAGAGGCCAGACCAACUUUCCUUGAAAUAGGAAAAACUCUACACAGACUGAUGACAGCAGAAAGGAUCUCGAUUGAUCUGAACAAUUUUGACGCAAGUUACAUCAAUGCCACUGAAGAACGGUGAUGAACUUGUGUCACG